CGCCCAGCCAGCCCAGGCCUUUGGCGAACAUGGCGCUUGUCCCCAGUCAGGUGCUGCGGGUGGCGAUUCUGCUGUCCUACUGCUCUAUCCUGUGCAACUACAAGGCCAUCGAAAUGCCCUCGCACCACACCUACGGAGGGAGCUGGAAAUUCCUGACGUUCAUAGAUCUGGUGAUACAGGCUGUCUUCUUUGGCAUCUGUGUGCUGACUGAUCUUUCCAGUCUUCUGACGAGAGGAAGUGGGAACCAAGAACAAGAGCGGCAACUCAAGAAGCUCAUCUCUCUUCGGGACUGGAUGCUAGCUGUGUUGGCCUUUCCUGUUGGGGUUUUUGUUGUAGUGGUGUUCUGGAUCAUUUAUGCCUAUGACAGAGAGAUGAUUUACCCGAAGUUGCUUGAUAAUUUUAUCCCAGGGUGGCUGAACCACGGAAUGCACACGACAGUUUUGCCCUUUAUAUUGAUCGAGAUGAGGACAUCACACCAUGGGUAUCCCAGCAGGAGCAGCGGACUCACUACCAUAUGUACCUUCUCUCUUGGCUAUAUAUUAUGGGUGUGUUGGGUGCAUCAUGUGACCGGGAUGUGGGCGUACCCCUUCCUGGAACACAUUGGCCCGGGAGCCAGAGUCAUCUUCUUUGGGUCUACAACCAUCUUUAUGAACUUUUUGUACCUGCUGGGAGAAGCCCUGAACAGCUAUAUCUGGGAUACACAGAGAAGUAUGGAAGAAGAGAAAGAGAAGCCUAAAUUGGAAUGAGAUCGAAGUGUACAAGGAAGAGCUGGACUGAGCUGCCAUGAAGACUCGUUAUCCCCAUUUCCCCUGGGGCACUGAGAGUACAGGAGAGGAAGCCUCACAGAACUUAGACCUCGGUGGAAUGUACCCCACCUCCCAGCCCAAGGGAGGACACCUUUUAUAGAGAAAUAAACUAUAUGAGAAUAGAAUACAGUUGUUUCCAAAAUAACUCCUCUUUGUUUGUUAAAGAGCUCGUUCCAAGUUCAUGAUUGAUGAUAACAUUUUCCCCCCUCUUCUAGUUUCUAAAACUAAAACUGCUCAUUGGAUUUUAAUCUGUGCAAUGGUAAUACCAUUAAGAAUAAAAUUCUGUUGUGUUU
Molecule: messenger RNA, 1099 nt
Organism: Myotis davidii
Lineage: Eukaryota; Metazoa; Chordata; Mammalia; Chiroptera; Vespertilionidae
Gene: AIG1
Product: androgen-induced 1
Exons: 6
Coding region: 30-746 (238 amino acids)
Cellular component (GO): membrane; endomembrane system
Source: RefSeq, a predicted model, not a curated record